Messenger RNA from Dendrobium catenatum, 1212 nucleotides. RefSeq lists its product as uncharacterized. The record is from RefSeq and is a predicted model, not a curated record. NCBI's taxonomy places the organism in Eukaryota, Viridiplantae, Streptophyta, Magnoliopsida, Asparagales, Orchidaceae. Bases 487 to 1212 code for a protein of 241 amino acids. The transcript is spliced from 4 exons.
UUAUGGUUCCGUUGUAAUUUACACCAACAAUUUUCUUUCCCGAAAUAAUGUUUCAACCUUCCAUCAACCUUUUUAACACAUUUGUUAAAGCAGAACCGACGGUUGGAUUUUCAAGCCGAGUUGAGGUCAUCCAUCAGUUUCCCUCCUAAAAUCUCUCUCCUUCCCCGUUUGAUUUGCUUACUUAUCUCCAUUAAUGCGUGGCUUGCCUUCUCCUGCUUCGUUUUUUGCAACACGAAGAACAGGUCCCUUACACUGUCGCUUCUUCUCCCUCGCUCCCGUCCUUUUCUUCCAUGUAGUAGAAAAUGAGGAGAACCACUUUUUUCCCCUAUCCUUAACUCUUCUUCAUCUUCAGAAUUCAAAGCUUCACCAAAACAAGGACGACGGUCUGCUUUGCUUUUUUUUUUUUAAUUUUUUUCUUUACUUGAGAUUUCUACUUUUUUUUUUCUUUACAACGAUUAACUCUGUGAAGUUCUGUUUGGAACAGAAAUGGGUUCCUAUUCGGAAAUGCCGAGUUGGCUAGAGAAGUUACUUGCGGAGAAGUUCUUCAGCCCGUGCGCGCACCACGAGGGGGUCAAGAAGAACGAGAAGAACAUCCUAUGCCUUGAUUGCUGCUUCGGCUUCUGCCCCCAUUGCAUUCUCCCUCACCGCUCCCACCGACUCCUCCAGAUUCGAAGAUAUGUGUACCACGAUGUCGUUCGGGUGGAGGAUUUGGAGAAGCUCAUCGACAUGUCAUUGGUUCAGUCCUACACGACGAACAGUUCAAAGGUGGCGUUUUUGAAACAGAGGGCGCAGAGUCGUCCCUUCCGUGGCUCCGGCAACGGAUGCCGCUCGUGUGACCGACCACUUCAAGAGAGUUUUCUGUAUUGUUCCCUUUCCUGCAAGGUGAAGAAAUUGAUGAUGAAUGACGGUGAGCUCUCAAGGCACCUGCGUAAGUGCGAGUAUCUACCGCUUUCGAUCGACGAAGACGGCCAUUUCACCCCAGAUUCUAUUCUAGAGUCCCCAGGUCCCGAUUCCUCCGGAUCCAUUGGAAGUGGCGGGGCGAAAGACUGCGUUGCUGUUGGCGGUCUCCUUUGCGCCGCCGUGAUGGAAUCCACUGCUCGACGUGGUCGGGGUUGCGCCGGCGUAGGCUUUGGGACGGUGGUUGAACCGGCCGGUUCGUUGCGUAAGAGGUGGAGGAAGAUGCCCCGUCCGAACCGGUCACCCCUAUUUUGA